AUGUCGGAUACCCCGAAAAUCUCACAGCUAUCCCAACAGUCGCCGCCGCUGCUGCCAAGCUCACAGCCUCCACCUAUACGCGCACGGCGUACUCGAGUGUCAUGGAAUCUCCCCAUGCUAAGCGCGUUUCUAGAUACAAUGAUAGAGUCGCACCUAGGGCUGUCAAAUGGCGUCAAGCCAGAGGUGUUGCAAAGGGUACUCACGGCGGUGAGUACCCAUACCAAACAGGCCAUCACUAUCGACAGUAUUAAAAACAAGUACGACGCUUUGAAACGUGACUAUAGGCUGUGGCAGAAGUUUCAAAAUCGAUCAGGAUGCACUUACAACCCAAGAAACGGAGCGCCGCUCGAGCCAGUAGAAGCAGUUGACCAAUGGUUUGAUGCUAAUCCUGACUUCCAAAGGCUGCGCAAUAACAAGAUCCCCUUCCCAGAAAAGCAAGCAUAUCUUUAUGCGAACAUGUUUGCAACAGGCGAUAACGUGGAGCUGCCGCCGGUGGAAGCCUCAACAGGAAGUGAUGACUGCCACAUGGUUAGUAGCUCUUUAUUAGCAGCUACGGAAGCGAUAACCUCACAUCUAAAACGGCGUCACGAAGCCAAUGGAUCCCCAUCGCAGAAGAGAGUCAAAACUUCAAAACCUAUCAUAACAAUCAGCGAUGAGAUGUCCACGUUAAACAGCUAUAUCAGCUGGGCGGUGGCGGAGAUCGAGAGGGAUUAUUAG
This is a messenger RNA of Exserohilum turcica Et28A, 717 nucleotides long. RefSeq lists its product as uncharacterized. The record is from RefSeq and is a predicted model, not a curated record. Lineage: Eukaryota; Fungi; Ascomycota; Dothideomycetes; Pleosporales; Pleosporaceae. The coding region runs from base 1 to 717 and encodes 238 amino acids. The transcript has a single exon.